Molecule: messenger RNA, 744 nt
Organism: Lucilia sericata (common green bottle fly)
Lineage: Eukaryota; Metazoa; Arthropoda; Insecta; Diptera; Calliphoridae
Gene: NP15.6
Product: NADH dehydrogenase [ubiquinone] 1 beta subcomplex subunit 11, mitochondrial
Exons: 2
Coding region: 147-599 (150 amino acids)
Source: RefSeq, a predicted model, not a curated record
GAAUAAUUACCAACACUGCUUUUGCCUUCGAUACUUGGCAACUCUUAACGUCAAGACAUUUCAUUUGACAUUUCACUGUCAACUGUCAGUUGGUUGGUUUUCUAGUGGCAGCGCUGUAAGCAGCAAAAACAAAAAACAAACGAAAAAUGUCUGCUCUUUUACGUUUUGCUAACCGUGCUGUUGUUCAGCGUUCUUUGGCCUACAAUCAAUCACUCAGCAUUGUGCGUGGCAUUAAAACUUCACCCAAAAAAGAUGAAACUGCUGCUUCUGUUGCACCCGUAACAAAAGAAGAUUUUGCAAAUCCCAAUCCUAAAAACUGGGUUAGUUUUGGUUUCGAUACAAAAGAUGAGACCAAUGAUCGCAACUCAACAAAGUCCUCAUUCUUCUUUGCCGUAACUUUGUGUUUGGCUUGGGGUACAUUCUUCUGGGCCUAUUUGCCCGACACCCAAUUGCGUGAUUGGGCCCAACGUGAGGCCUACUUGGAGUUGCGUCGCCGCGAAAAGGCCGGUGUUGAUUUGGUCAGCCCUAACUAUGUAGAUCCUGCCAGCAUUUCGCUGCCUUCCGAUGAUGAACUUGGUGAUACCGAAAUCAUCAUUUAAACGAUAGUUAAAACAAUAUAAACAAAAAGUGUUUUUCUUUUUCUAAAUAUUUAAGUGUAAUUGAUAAUGUUAUGUAAUUGAAUGGAACAGAGCAGAGAGCCAGCUGAGGCGUUGAAAUUUAAUAAAAAUUUGUGAAAAGAAUAUA